UGAAACUAGGAAAAAUCUGAAAUGGGAAAAAAUGCUCGAGCUUUACAAGGCAAUAAGCACAACAGUGGUGCUACAAGCUUUGCUAAUCGAAGAGUUGAUAUGAAAGAGAAGAAAGGAGUGUUUAGCGAAUUGGCAUUUUUCAAAUCAGUUUACGCCAAAGAAGAUGGAAGCUUUAAAGAGGGCACACUUCCUCAUCAAUUUGUGGAGGAUGCCAACAAAAAGGUCCAAGAAAAUCUUGCGAGUUCCUCUUCUUCAAAGCCCGUAAUUGAAAUUGAGAAUGCAGUCUUUAAUGAGCUCAUGUAUAAAGGUGAAGUACCUAAACGUCCUCUGAAUUAUGGAUUUGGAGUGAAGCAAAGCGACAUCUUUGGAGUGGAAGGUUUGCUGAGGAAAGAAGGGUCAAGCUAUGUUAACAACAAUGCUAUGGAAGUGGAGAACAUGAAAGGUGAAAUAUCAGUUGUCAAGAAGCAAAAUGAGGACCUUGCGCAACAAAAUCAAGUUCUAAACACCAAGUUUGAAGAAACAACACAAUCAUUUAAAAUGAUUGCUUCUUUUUUGGGACAAGUUUUGAAGGAAGUACGCAAAGGGAAUGUUUCAUCGAACCUUUUAGAUGGUGCGGAAUCAGCAAUAAAUAUGAUUACUGAUGAUUCUGGUGGCAAUGGUGACAACCAGGCCGAGAAAUGAGACUUUGACACUAUUGCCAAAUGCAAGAUUAUUGAUGAUUCAAGUGGUAAUAGUAAAUGUAGAUCAAGAGAUGAACAAGUUAUCUUGAAGCUAAGCUAGCAUAACGAUAUGUUUACUUGUUCGUAGUCAGGAAGUUGUUUUUAUUUAGUUUUGGACUAUCUUGUAG
Messenger RNA from Spinacia oleracea (spinach), 847 nucleotides. RefSeq lists its product as uncharacterized. NCBI's taxonomy places the organism in Eukaryota, Viridiplantae, Streptophyta, Magnoliopsida, Caryophyllales, Amaranthaceae. The coding region runs from base 22 to 681 and encodes 219 amino acids. The transcript has 5 exons. The record is from RefSeq and is a predicted model, not a curated record.